UAGUAGUCUGUGGUACCAAUUACCAAAGAACAUUUGUUACCUAAUUUAUCUAUCUACGUUCGAAUCACGUUCUGAAAUUCCGAUUACCGGAAGAUAGUGAUAACCUACGGUGAUAUCACCAAAUGCAAAAACGUUUUAUCGAAGUCUCAACAACGCAAUUUGUGUCUAUAUUCUUGAUUCUGUAGUAGUCUAUGGUGAGUGGUGUCUACUCUAGUUUAUUGGUCUCUGGUGUCUACUAACUGGGGCGAAGUUGGGCACGCAGUUUAAAGGUGUUCUGCGGGAUUUUUCUCAGUACAUAAUUAAUUUUAAAAAGAAAACAAAAAUGGAGAAUUUGGAGCAAGUAUCAUCAAACAAGAUCUUUGGGGGUCAACAAAGAGUGUAUUCACAUGAGUCUUCUGAGCUUAAAUGCAAGAUGAAUUUUUCCCUCUACCUGCCACCACAGGCUGAAGGUGGUGACGUGAAGCUGCCAGUGAUUUUCUACCUCUCAGGGCUUACCUGCACUGAACAAAAUUUCAUUACAAAAUCAGGUUUCCAAAGAUAUGCCGCAGAACACGGUAUAAUUGUCGUGGGUCCUGAUACUUCCCCUCGGGGUGUUAAGAUUGAUGGAGAUGAUGAGUCAUGGGACUUUGGAGUGUCUGCUGGGUUCUACUUAGACGCCGCCAAGGAACCGUGGUCCAAGAAUUACAGAAUGGGAAGCUACUUAAACACCGAAUUAUAUGAUCUAAUAUUGAAGGCAUUCAGCAAUGUAGUAGACCCUGAUAGAAUUGGUAUUAUGGGACAUAGUAUGGGAGGUCAUGGCGCUUUGGUAUCUACUCUUAGAAACCCCGGACAGUACAAAUCAGUCAGUGCUUUUGCUCCUAUUUGCAAUCCCACAGCCUGUCCAUGGGGCGUAAAAGCCUUUAAUGGUUAUUUGGGAGAAGACAAAGCUAAGUGGGUGGAGUGGGAUGCUACAGAAUUGGUCAAGAAAUAUGAAGGCCCUCCUCUUACUCUUCUUAUUGACCAGGGAGCCGCUGAUAAGUUCUACAUUGAAAAGCAACUGCUCCCCGAGAACUUGGUGGAAGCCUGCCGUUCAGUUGGCGUGCCAGUUAUACUGAACUUGCGCGAAGGUUACGACCACUCCUAUUAUUACAUUUCCUCGUUUAUCGGAGAGCAUUUUGAUUUCCACGCGAAGAUACUCAAAGCCUAAGACAUCACAAAAAUCAACAAAGUUGAAAAAAUAAAUUUUAAAUGUAUUUAUUUUUUUAUGCAAUAAAGUUGUUUUAAAUAAAAUA
Manduca sexta (tobacco hornworm) is the source of this 1271-nucleotide messenger RNA. Its product is annotated as S-formylglutathione hydrolase. Bases 323 to 1186 code for a protein of 287 amino acids. Gene Ontology annotation, molecular function: S-formylglutathione hydrolase activity. NCBI's taxonomy places the organism in Eukaryota, Metazoa, Arthropoda, Insecta, Lepidoptera, Sphingidae. Gene Ontology annotation, cellular component: cytosol. Gene Ontology annotation, biological process: formaldehyde catabolic process. The transcript has 5 exons. The record is from RefSeq and is a predicted model, not a curated record.